AUGGCGGCGGAGAGCGGAGGGGUAAGAUUCAGCGGUCACACCCUGGACAAAGCAACAAAGGCAAAGGUGACACUCGAAAAUUAUUACAGCAACCUUAUAGCCCAGCAUAUGGAGCGAAAGCAGAGGUUGGCUAAAUUAGAAGAAUCAUUAAAAGAAGAAGGACUUUCAGAAUCACAAAAACAGGAGAAAAGAAAUCAGCAUGCCCAAAAAGAGACAGAGUUCCUACGAUUAAAGCGUUCGAGGUUGGGAGUUGAAGAUUUUGAACCCCUCAAAGUUAUCGGAAGAGGUGCAUUUGGAGAGGUGAGGCUAGUUCAAAAAAAGGACACUGGACAUGUGUACGCCAUGAAAAUCCUUCGCAAAGCAGAUAUGCUGGAGAAGGAACAAGUGGCUCAUGUAAGAGCAGAACGGGAUGUCCUUGUUGAAGCUGACCAUCAAUGGGUCGUCAAAAUGUAUUAUUCCUUUCAGGACCCAAUCAAUCUCUACCUCAUUAUGGAGUUCCUUCCAGGAGGAGAUAUGAUGACCCUCCUAAUGAAGAAGGACACCCUAAGUGAGGAAUGUACCCAGUUCUACAUAGCCGAAACUGCUCUUGCAAUAGACUCCAUUCAUAAACUAGGAUUCAUUCAUAGGGAUAUAAAGCCUGAUAAUCUUCUUCUGGAUGCUCGAGGGCAUAUCAAACUGUCAGACUUUGGGCUUUGCACAGGGUUAAAGAAGUCUCACAGGACUGACUUUUACAGAGAUCUCAGCCAAGCAAAACCUUCAGAUUUCACAUCAAACCCAAUGGAUAGUAAACGUAGAGCUGAAAGUUGGAAAAGGAAUCGAAGACAACUAGCUUACUCAACUGUUGGCACACCUGACUACAUAGCACCUGAAGUGUUUCUCCAAACUGGAUAUGGCCCUUCUUGUGACUGGUGGAGUCUUGGUGUUAUUAUGUAUGAAAUGUUAAUAGGUUACCCUCCAUUCUGUUCUGAAAAUCCGCAAGAAACAUAUAGAAAAGUCAUGAAUUGGCGUGAGACACUAACAUUUCCACCGGAAGUACCUAUCUCCGAGGAGGCGAAAGAGACUGUCCUAAGGUUCUGUAUGGAAAGUGACAAACGGCUUGGCAGUUCUAGGGGGAUAGAAGAGCUCCGUAAUGCACCUUUUUUUAAUGGAGUUGACUGGGAUCACAUGAGGGAGCGGCCAGCAGCAAUACCAGUUGAUGUUAAGUCGAUUGAUGACACAUCCAAUUUCGAUGAAUUCCCUGAUGUCAAACUCGAAAUACCAUCGGCACCCGUGGCCCAGGACGGGGAAGUGACCCACAAGGAUUGGGUGUUCAUCAACUACACCUUCAAGAGGUUCGAGGGCCUUACCCAGCGAGGAGCCCCGAACAAGAAAUAG
Molecule: messenger RNA, 1374 nt
Organism: Nezara viridula (southern green stink bug)
Lineage: Eukaryota; Metazoa; Arthropoda; Insecta; Hemiptera; Pentatomidae
Source: the annotation of a GenBank genome assembly